This is a messenger RNA of Puccinia triticina, 3150 nucleotides long. RefSeq lists its product as uncharacterized. The transcript is spliced from 13 exons. The record is from RefSeq and is a predicted model, not a curated record. NCBI's taxonomy places the organism in Eukaryota, Fungi, Basidiomycota, Pucciniomycetes, Pucciniales, Pucciniaceae. Bases 1 to 3150 code for a protein of 1049 amino acids.
AUGGGUCGUAACAUUGCUGGCCUAAUCUCGCAAUUCGAGCCACUGAUCUAUCUUGCAGCAUUUAAAGGUAGCUUGGCCUACGUUUUAUGCUUUAUUUUAUUAUUUCUAGAUUCGUUUCGAGGACUUAUUCAAUUUCCAACCGCUGGCGGCAGCGCAAUUCUCUUCUGCAUCGCUGCUUUCCCGGGGAAAUCCGUAGGCGCAUGUAUGAUCAGUGUGUCUCUCGGCCUCGCAGGCAUCGCCCUAGGUACUUUGAAUUUUUUCGUGUUGGCACGUCUAGCUGCUUAUCCGACGGUCCAGGCAAUACUUUUUUUCUCGAUGGUGUACAUUUUGGGUCGUAUCAAAGCACUUAGUCCACACCUGCUAGCAUUCUCCGUUUUGUGUAUCCUAAUGACAUGGAAUGGUAUUUAUACGUCGUUCUUGAAUCCCCACCGAGGAUUCUCUCCAAGACUUAUGUUCAGCUAUUUACAAUCGUAUUGUUGGGGAGCUGCCAUCGCAAUUUCCGUCAACAUUCUGAUCCUACCCCAUUCUGCUGAAAAGGAAUUUCGACUUGCCCUUGUUGAUGUGCUCGACCACGUCAAAACUCUGGCACACUUGAUUGAUAAAACUUAUAGAUUCGUAAUCACUGAAGAGGAGAAGCUGACGAGAGAUACUUUGGUGGACUCGAUUCGAGCGGAACUGGAUAGGCUCGAAAGCAAACUGAUAGAAACCAUGCUAGAGGUCAACUAUUCGAAAUGGUCGCUGAUAGAAUAUCAAAAAAUGCUCCAGUUUACCACAUCGAUGACCCGAUCCUUGGUGACGGCCCACUCGAGCCUAAUGCAAGUCAACCAAGUCAACUCGGGCACCUUUCAGGAAAACUUUCUGCUGUCCUCUUGGAGAGAUAUGGGAUUGCUAAGGAAGCAGGUCUUCGUCGCACUAACCGAAAUUCAGAAAGCUCUGGCGACGGGCCCGAUGUUAGUUUCGUUGGAGCAAAAGCAGUACGAAUGGUUGGAAGACGAACUUGCACACACUUCAACGAAAAUUUGUCCUCUCGGAAUCUCAGAGGAAGCUCGCGCCCUCGGGGAAGAGGCUCCGCUAUUCAGCCCUUACUCUAGAGAAUCAAAGUUCAAAACGACCGAAGGAGAGCCCAAUCAGCUUGCAAAUUCAGCUCAUAUUCAUGGAGCGGACCCCACACCGCAUGACCAACUAUACUCGGCUGCCAUCCCAACAGAGCUGAAAACCUCGGCCAUUCCACCUACUUCCUCGACCACGCAUCACAAUGACCCCUUAACUGAAUUGAUCGAGAUUCACUGGCAGUCUUUUCAAGGCAUUCAAUUCCGCCGGAUCAAUGAGAUCAUGUUGUUUGGGAAAUUUGACCACCAUCAGAAAGAAGACGUUCGGUCUAGACUCUCCUUUAGUAGUUCGAUCAACCCGCCUUCUGAAACCCCGAGCGUGCAAUCAUCUCACCAGGCAAGAUCAAGAGUCAGCGAAAGAAGUGACAUGUCUUCUGAGUCACUGAUCAUCAACGCCGGGGAGCCCUCCUGUGAUUCGUCCUCCGAGGAGGAGAGGACGGACGACUCGACUCUUGGAUCUAUGGAAGAAGUGGAUAGCGUUGAAUUAUACCGCUCUUUAAUCAGGGCGUCAUCCUACUCAUUUGCGAUGAAGAACUUUCUACAUAGUUUGAUUAGGAUGCGUGGACUUGCCGACUGGAACAACCUCGAUUCCACGAGGCCUAGCCGAGUCCAAAUACACGUACUCGAGGCUUUCCGCAAGCCGGUUCAAUCUGAGGAGGCCCCGACGCUCAACGAAAGCGCCACGACAACAGGCCAGGAUGAAGACACUUAUCCGGAAGUAACGACAGAUCAGCAGGCUUUUGACCUCUUAGCAGGUCGGCAGUCGUCGCUGGGAAGUAUGAGUUUGAUGCGGCGGUUGAAUGCCAUCGAUCGGUUCUUCAGAGCUUCUAACAGUAUUUAUGCCUUCAAGAUGGCCUGUGCUUUGACGAUCAUCGGCACUCUCUUUUGGGCCGACAAGACGAGAGAUUUUGCUCUGAAGUACGGACUCGCGGCCUCUAUCCUUACCGCCGCCGUCGGAAUCACACCCACCUUGGGACAGACAUGGCUCUCUUUCAUUUCUCAGUUGAUCGGCCAAGGCUUCGGCUCAGUAUAUGGGACAGUCAUGGUGAAACUAUUUAGUGAUCUUGGUGGUUACCGAUACAACCCUUACGGCCUGGUGGCGGCACUAACACUCUUAUCACUGCCCAUGUCGCAUAUUCUAUAUGCCAAACCCCACCUGUUUGUAAUGCCGUUCCUUUCAAUGAGCUCGGCAGGCUCAUUGAUCUAUGUUGAAUAUAUCAACCAACACCAGCCAUUUGAUUCCCCUGCACUCAAGCUGGGCAAGAACUUGGUCUGCUUGACCUUCGCUAUUCUCGUCGUCACCUGUGUCCAAAUGUUCGUGCUGAGGAACCCGGCCAAACAUACCUUGAGAAGUUCAGUGGCCAAGUUGAUCCACACAAACUCGACAUAUGCACUGGUACUUAAUUCAUUCAUCAAAGCCGUCAUGACUGCCGAUUCUAGCAUCAGACCACCAAGCCAGGCACUAUCACGAGUAAAUGAGUACUUGAUCAAGAUUGAAGACCGACUCCAACGAGAUAUCCUAGCCUUGAUUCCUCUACUAGGGUUUGCUGGUCUCGAACCUUCACUCGGGAAAUCAGUAUCCACUGAAGCGGAGUAUCUCAGCAUCCUCAGGGCCAAUCAAUCGAUUCUAGAUCGAAAUCGUGAAGCACGAAUCGCCAUGGGGGGUGCGCCCUUCUCGGAGCUGGUGCUGAGUGAAUUCGCCGAGGCCCUGAAGCCGCAACGACAGCGAGCCUCGCAGCAGAUAUCUUCGAUUUUUCACCUCUGCACGGCCUCCUUGAAAGCCAAGCUCCCUCUGCCCACUCCUGACCCUCACCCGCCGUCGAGUCAGGAGUUCAGCCGACAGAUGUUCCACAGCUCGGUCAAGCUGUCGGCCCGCUUAGUCCAGUCUCCCGGUGGGAUUGCACUCCUCCAGGAUGACGAGUUAACUCGCUAUUGGACGUAUCUCUUGUGCACAAAUGGUGUACUUGUGCAACUAGAUAAAAUCCGGAAAUCAUGUCAUAUCAUUCUCGGAACCAUAGGUGAAGGAGAGGACUUGGUCUGA